Diceros bicornis minor is the source of this 3626-nucleotide messenger RNA. RefSeq names its product ubiquitin like with PHD and ring finger domains 2 (gene UHRF2). The coding region runs from base 342 to 2753 and encodes 803 amino acids. Gene Ontology annotation, molecular function: protein binding; ubiquitin protein ligase activity. Lineage: Eukaryota; Metazoa; Chordata; Mammalia; Perissodactyla; Rhinocerotidae. The record is from RefSeq and is a predicted model, not a curated record. Gene Ontology annotation, biological process: negative regulation of gene expression via chromosomal CpG island methylation; protein ubiquitination. The transcript is spliced from 16 exons.
GUGACCUCCAUGUGGGAGCUAGAGCUCUAUAAGUAAACACUCCGCGCGGCGCAGACAAGGCUUCUUCCUAUUUGUGAGGCAGGGGCUGCGGUGGCGCCGGCGCCUGCGACUAGUUCCGGUUUCCUUCCCUUCUCAGCUCCGCUGGGAGGGCGCGCGCGGUCUAGGAGUCGCCGCCGCCUGUCGGGCCCGGCGUCUGGUCGGUCUGCCUCGCCUGUGCGCGCGCUCGCCCGCCGACCGCGGAGAGCCAGAGCCGCUGGGGAAGCGGCGCGGGCCGGGCGGGGCGCGGCGCCCGGAGUGCAGGGGGAGACAAAGCGGGGCCGGUCCCUUCUCCCGGCGCAAAGAUGUGGAUCCAGGUUCGCACCAUCGACGGCUCCCAGACGCGCACCAUUGAGGACGUGUCUCGCAAAGCCACAAUCGAGGAGCUGCGCGAGCGGGUGUGGGCGCUGUUCGACGUGCGGCCCGAGUGCCAGCGCCUCUUCUACCGGGGCAAGCAGUUGGAAAACGGAUAUACUUUAUUUGACUAUGAUGUUGGACUGAAUGACAUAAUCCAGCUACUAGUUCGCCCAGACCCUGAUCUUCCUAGCACAUCGAAACAGACUGAUGUACAAGCCAAACUCUAUUCUAAUAGUCCACCUAAAGUAAAGAAAACCCCAAGGGUGGGAACUUCCAAUCAGCCAUCUACAUCAACUCGUGAUUUUCUUAUUGAUCCUGGCAUUGGAAUAUAUAAGGUAAAUGAAUUGGUGGAUGCCAGAGAUGUCGGCCUUGGUGCUUGGUUUGAAGCACGUAUACAUAGCGUUACUAGAGCUUCUGAUGGACAUUCACGUGGCAAAACUCCACUGAAGAAUGGCAGUUCUUAUAAAAGGACUAAUGGAAAUGUAAAUCAUAAUUCCAAAGAGAACACAAAUAAAUUGGACAGUGUACCCUCUACGUCUAAUUCAGACUCUGUUGCUGCUGAUGAAGACGUUAUUUAUCAUAUCGAGUAUGAUGAAUAUCCAGAAAGUGGUACUGUAGAAAUAAAUGUCAAGGAUCUUCGACCACGAGCUAGAACCACUUUGAAAUGGAAUGAGCUAAAUGUCGGUGAUGUGGUAAUGGUUAACUACAAUGUAGAAAGUCCUGGUAAUAGAGGAUUUUGGUUUGAUGCAGAAAUUACCGCUUUGAAGACAAUCUCAAGGACCAAAAAAGAACUUCAUGUGAAUAUUUUCUUGGGGGGUUCCGAAGGAAAACUAAAUGACUGCCAGAUAACAUUUGUAAAUGAAAUCUUCAAGAUCGAGAAACCUGGAGCCCAUCCUCUUUCACUGGCAGAUGGAAAGUUUUUAAGGAAAAAUGACCCUGAAUGUGACUUUUGUGGUGGAGACCCAGAUAAGAACUGCCGUUCUUGCUCCUGUCAUAUAUGCGGUGGAAAACAGGAACCCAACAUGCAGCUUCUAUGUGAUGAAUGUAACAUGGCCUACCAUAUUUACUGCCUGAGUCCACCUUUGGAUAAGGUCCCUGAAGAGGAAUACUGGUAUUGUCCUUCCUGUAAAACUGAUUCCAGUGAAGUUGUAAAGGCUGGUGAAAGACUCAAGAUGAGUAAAAAGAAAGCAAAGAUGCCAUCAGCUAGUACUGAAAGCCGGAGAGACUGGGGCAGGGGAAUGGCCUGUGUUGGUCGCACUAGAGAGUGUACUAUUGUUCCUUCUAAUCAUUAUGGACCUAUUCCUGGGAUUCCUGUUGGAUCGACGUGGAGAUUUAGAGUUCAGGUGAGCGAAGCAGGUGUCCAUAGGCCCCAUGUUGGUGGAAUUCAUGGUCGAAGUAAUGAUGGGGCUUAUUCUCUUGUCCUGGCUGGUGGAUUUGCGGAUGAAGUAGACCGAGGUGAUGAAUUCACAUACACUGGGAGUGGUGGUAAAAAUCUUGCUGGUAAUAAACGAAUUGGUGCACCAUCGGCUGAUCAAACAUUAACAAACAUGAACAGGGCAUUGGCCCUAAACUGUGAUGCUCCAUUGGAUGAUAAAAUUGGAGCAGAGUCUCGGAAUUGGAGAGCUGGUAAGCCAGUCAGAGUGAUACGCAGUUUUAAAGGGAGGAAGAUCAGCAAAUAUGCUCCUGAAGAAGGCAACAGAUAUGAUGGCAUUUAUAAGGUGGUGAAAUACUGGCCAGAGAUUUCAUCAAGCCAUGGAUUCUUGGUUUGGCGCUAUCUUUUAAGAAGAGACGAUGUUGAACCUGCUCCUUGGACCUCUGAAGGAAUAGAACGGUCAAGGAGGCUAUGUCUGCGUUUACAGUAUCCAGUAGGUUACCCUUCAGAUAAGGAAGGGAAGAAGACUAAAGGACAGUCAAAGAAGCAGGCCAGUGGGGCCUCGAAAAGACCGACUACGGAUGAUGAUUGUCCAAGUGCCUCUAAAGUGUUCAAAGCAUCGGAUUCAGCAGAAGCAGUUGAGGCUUUCCAGCUGACCCCUCAACAACAACGUCUAAUCAGAGAAGAUCAUCAAAACCAGAAGCUAUGGGAUGAAGUGCUUGCAUCUCUUGUGGAAGGACCAAAUUUUCUGAAAAAAUUGGAACAAUCUUUUAUGUGUGUCUGCUGCCAGGAGCUAGUUUACCAGCCUGUGACAACAGAUUGCCUCCACAAUGUCUGUAAAGAUUGCUUACAGCGUUCCUUUAAGGCUCAAGUUUUCUCCUGCCCUGCUUGCCGGCAUGAUCUUGGCCAGAAUUACAUCAUGAUUCCCAAUGAGAUUCUGCAAACUCUACUUGACCUUUUCUUCCCUGGCUACAGCAAAGGACGAUGAUUUGUCUACUUCUACUGUGUGGCUCCCGGUGGCUUUUUGGACAGUAAAGAAUCUAAAAUGGUUGGGGGGUGGGAGGGGAGCAGUGGUGGACCAUAUCUCUCACGUUCUGAAGCAGCUAAUCCUCUUUCCUACGUAGCCAUCAUCUUGUGUGUGUAGUAAGAGGCCCAUUUCUCAACUGUCUUUUAAAUAUCAAAAGGUAGUUCUCUGUCAGUAACAACUAGUUUUAAUGAGUAAAAAGUCAAAGCCUCAGCUCUAGUUGAUAUUCAAGUUAUGAUUUAUUUUGCAACUACCUCAGGACAGAAAAGAUUUAUGGGGAUUUUUUAAAUCAUUGAAUAAUUAGUUAAAUGAAUUUUAGCUACACACUGCCUCCCAAAUAUUAGUUGUGCCUGGUUCAUGUAAUUUGAUUUUACAGAAAAGGAAAUGACACUUGAGAUUGUUGGGAUGAAUGCAGCUUCUGUAGUGUGCAUAAUACAUUUUUAAUGUCUUCUUCCAUUACAAUGUGUGUUUUGCAGGUUCAUUUUUUAGCCCAUUUUGUGAGCUCCAUUGUGCUUUUUUCUGGUGUUUUAUGCAAGUUGACUACUAAUGACUAAUGAGAACAAUAUGAAUGCAUUGUUGCUGCAUUAGUGUAAUGUGGUGUGGUUUUGCACUUAAAAGAGAUAUUCAGAUGCUCUAGUUGUAAAUGUUCAUGAAAAGCCUCUUCUGUACUAGUCAAACUGCUUUUAGUGAGUGUCACCAGUGGUUUUACAUCUGCAGAGCAUUGAGGACUGGGCUGACUUUUGAGAGGAUUGAAAUUGCUUCAUAUUGUGAUCCUAAAUUUUAUAUUCACUAUAUUCCCUAAAGUAUACCUUAAUAAAUAUUUUAUGACCAGAAAAA